UCCCGUGUCCCUGCCUCACCCCUACAGCCGUGUCCUCCCCGAGAGAAGCAGUGAACCCUCACACAGUCUCUCAACUCCGCCGGUCCCAGGCUGGUGCGUCCCGUUGCGAACAGCACCGCACACUUUCCAAAACUGCACACUUCACACGCGCGCUCCGGAUUUCUCCAAACCUCAGGGCUACUGGAGGGAAAGAGAGCUACAACUUUACGAGUCAAUAUGUUUCAUGUGUGGGUGAGAGAGGAUCGGUGACAGGAAGACUCGGGGGAGUUAUCAGGAACGAGGACGAGUCUUGGCUCCCCCACCCCUCAAGCAGUUUGCGCAAGGUGAAACAGCAGAGGCUUCUGUUGUGGCUGAUUGGCCGGACGGCUACAUGGAUUUCUUCACCAGCUGUCACUUAUGAUGUUACAUAUUACUCUUUGAGCUCGUGUUAGUUGUUCCCUUCUUCACUUCCCUCCCAAACUUCAGCCAGUGGAUCAUUUUGAGAGCGACAGGAUGGGAUCGCAGACCGGGGCAGCUCCGCAGAAAAAGACGCUCCUGUGGUUCAUUGUAGUGUGUCAGUGUGUGUCGGCACUGGGGUGUGGACCCCACUAUGAGUUUGCCAUCGACAAGUACUGCCUGGCCAAAUUCGGAAUGGACAUGGAAGAGCUGGACGAGAGACGCUGGUGUAGCUGGGAGGACACAGUCGAACUCUAUGGCGAGCUGACAAACUGCACGUUCGUGGUGGCGCUGCAGAUGGAGUGCUACUGGCCCAACAGGCUGGUGGAUGAGUUCUUCAUCCGAGUCCACAAGCACUACUUCCACGACUGCUCGCUAUCUGGACGGCUUCUCAAGGACCCACCCAACCACAUCCUGGGUCCCUUUAUUGUAGUGCCCAUCCUGGUCACCCUCCUCAUGACGGCCCUGGUGGUGUGGAGGAGCAAACGCAGUGAGGGGAUUGUGUAGUGAGGGGAAGGAGGGGUUCAGCAGGACGCCAGGGUCACAAGACUGAAGAUUCACACCUGGAAGCUUAACAAGAUCAACUCAGAAGCUAUUUGAGUGAUGACUGAAUACACUGACACCAAUAUAAAGCCUUUGCAGCUCAGAUCUAUAGUUACACCAAACAUGGAACGUGGAACUUCUCACCUGAAUCCUGGAUUGAACCUGAACCAGCAUUGUUACUGGUGGAAAGUGUAAAUAUUAAAAAAAAAACUUUAUUGAGAGCUGCUUCAAAGAAUUUUGGAUGUAGUGAAAAUGCUACUACACAUACAAGAACAACUACUUUUGUUCCACGGAAACAACUAUUACCUACAGCCAAACAGGAAUGAAACACAGUGCUGGACUUUCCCAGAAGACCUGUUUUACACGCUGGCUAGGAUACAGAAGGGCAGUUCUGUUAGGGAACCAAGGUCAGAUUUUAUGUACAUACCUAAAUUGUAAAUAUACACAGUAUGUACAAUAUGAGAUUAAUCUGUCAGUGGAUUGUCAGAAUAUCUUUGUCACACAAUCAAGUGAACAAACCAUAGUACACUAAAUUAAUUUCUCAGAAAUUUUGUUUCCAUGUGAUACAAACUGAUUUAAAACUGAUUUUAACAGAUGUGUAUUAUAUUUGAAAUAUACUCUGAAUCAUGCAGAUGGCUUAUGUUCACGCUAUCAAGUUAUGGUUGGAGUAAAACAUGUCUGUUUUUAGUUUUUAUUUCUUUUCCUCUGCUCAUAUCCGACACCCUGGCAUCAUGUCCUCAAUCUCUUGGCAUACCCACGGCUCAGUCUCUCUUCUGAAUGGGAAAACGAAGAUAUGUUUCUAUAGCAUAACGCACACUGAACCCGCUCGAAAAAUGCAGGCGGCAAAGAUGUCACAGACUAAAGAUUGGCAGAUGUGCAGUACAGGUGAGAGACAGCACAACACAGAGCGGACGAUCACCACGCAGGGGUCGAGGCCCCAAUUUGUACGGGCUGUGAUGAUAAAAUGUUCUGCAGCUUCCGUCGUCCAUCACCAAGGACACUAAAAUGAAGAAAUGCCAGCGGACACAGAUGGAAAUGGUUGAGAGUGAAGCCUUUGAAGGUCAACAUACACAGGCAGAAGUUUAGGGACUGCAGACAGUUAAUUAACCAAAAAUUCUCAGUUCUUUUCAGAUUUUUCUUGCUCAAACACCUCUGUUAUCCAUGUUUUGUUUUACCAUAUAGAAAAACUCAAUCCCAGCAAUGAUUGAUUAUAUCCAAUUGAAUGAAAGAAUGAAAAAUAGAACAAAGCGUGAAAAAUUCACAGUGGAAGUCCAACUACAGAGAAAACAUAAGGCAAUGGAUUAGCCAACGCACAUCUCUUCUGAACAUUGCCUCAGCCUAAAGCAAAGUUUGUGUAUCAUGGACCUUAGGUUUCUAUUGAUUUAUGAUCUUCCAGUAUGCUAGAGUGUGCUGUGUGAACUGUUUUCUCAUUGAUAUUUUUGAAUGCUCUCUUUGCUUUAUAGAUUCAUUGACCUGUAACCUGCCUGUCAGAAAAAAAAACACACCCACACUUCCCCAUCAUGAUCUUACUUUGUGCUUUGUGCCAAAAGCUCUUGGAAAACAAAGGGCAAUGUUUGCUAUGAAAUGUCUAAUUUUCUUGGCGUGACUUAAAUGUUUGAAUUCUAAAAUCUAUGAUUUGAGGAAAAGUUAAAUAAAAUGUCUGAUUAAUGUGUCUGAUACACUGAGGAUUGGCACCUGUGUUUCUCAUGAGUUAGAGAUGGUACAAAAGGCUUUUGUAUAUUAUGUGUAAAUAUGAAUAAUGAAUCAUUCAUCUGCAUUAAUGUAUGCAUGGCGCACAACACUGAGUCAUAAUGAAUGCACUGGGCUCAAGCCCCCGUGUCAUUUACUGAAGUGUGAAAAAUAUGAGAAAGGAUAAAACUAUAUUUAGUAAAGUGUAAACAAAACGAA
Micropterus salmoides (largemouth bass) is the source of this 2886-nucleotide messenger RNA. RefSeq names its product receptor activity modifying protein 1 (gene ramp1). Gene Ontology annotation, molecular function: coreceptor activity. Gene Ontology annotation, cellular component: signaling receptor complex; cell surface; membrane. The transcript is spliced from 3 exons. The record is from RefSeq and is a predicted model, not a curated record. Bases 493 to 942 code for a protein of 149 amino acids. NCBI's taxonomy places the organism in Eukaryota, Metazoa, Chordata, Actinopteri, Centrarchiformes, Centrarchidae. Gene Ontology annotation, biological process: intracellular protein transport; calcium ion transport; receptor internalization.